AUGACAACACAUAGCAUUCCCACCUUCAAGCUCGUCGUCAUCGGCGACGGCGGCACAGGGAAAACAACCUUCAUCAAGCGCCAUCUCACAGGCGAUUUCGAAAAGAAGUACCUUGCAACUAUUGGUGUUGAGGUCCACCCAUUGGAGUUUUACACCAACUACGGCACCAUCCUAUUUGAAACUUGGGACACAGUGGGUCAAGUGAGAUAUUGUGGUCUCCGAGAUAGCUAUUACAUCAACGGCCAAUGUGCCAUCAUAAUGUUCGACGUAACUUCCCGAAUCUCCUACAAAAACGUCGCAAACUGGUACCGAGACCUCACUCGCAUCUGUAGCUCCAUCCCAAUCGUUCUCUGUGGCAACAAAGUCGAUAUCAAAGAACGCAAAGUCAAGCCCAAAGCAAUUGAUUUCCACCGCAAGAAGGAUCUCCAGUACUAUGAAAUCUCGGCAAAGUCCAAUUACAAUUACGAGAAGCCCUUCUUGUGGCUUGCGAGAAAGUUGGUGGGAAGAGAAGAUUUGGUGUUUGUGAAGAUGCCUGCGUUAGCUCCGGCUGAGGUUACGGUGGAUGCGGCGUUGCUUAGGGAGUAUGAGACUGAUUUUAUUGAGGCUACAUGUAUGCCCCUUCCUCAAUCGGAUGACGACUUAUGA
Messenger RNA from Linnemannia hyalina, 645 nucleotides. Lineage: Eukaryota; Fungi; Mortierellomycota; Mortierellomycetes; Mortierellales; Mortierellaceae. The record is from the annotation of a GenBank genome assembly.